Messenger RNA from Panicum virgatum (switchgrass), 885 nucleotides. RefSeq lists its product as uncharacterized. The transcript has a single exon. The record is from RefSeq and is a predicted model, not a curated record. The coding region runs from base 30 to 854 and encodes 274 amino acids. Lineage: Eukaryota; Viridiplantae; Streptophyta; Magnoliopsida; Poales; Poaceae.
AUCACAUUACACGGCUUGUCAAACGCUUCAUGAAAAAUUGGAAGGAAGUAGCCACCAACAGGGCCUUCAACGACAACCGAGGCCAGUGGACCAUCACGAACCUGGGGUGUGGUGGCAGCAAGAUCCUGUGGGAGAGCAUAGGGAGGCCGUUCGACGAGAGCGUCCUCCUCUGGCACCUCGCCACAGAGUUCUGCUACUUCGACCGCGGCGGCGGCGACAGCAGAUACGACCAUGACACCAGCACCUAUUUCAUGAUCAGCGACUGCAAGCAGAGCAGGGUGAUCUCCAACUACAUGGCGUACCUGCUGUUCGUCAACCCGGAGAUGCUCAUGACCGGCGCCAGACCUAGCCUGUUCAGAAACGCAUACAAGAGGCUCCGUGCCAUGCUGCUGGAUGACCACUACAGCAGGGAGAACCUCCACGUGAUACCACAGGAUGAUGGCGGGAAGGAGGCCAACAAGAUAAUCCAGAAGCUCAAGGGUGGUGCAAAAGUCAGCCUCGAUUCAAAUGAAAAAAAGGGUAGUGCGGAAGGCAGAGGUGUCGUUGAAGACGCUUGGGAGCUCUCCGAGGAGCUCAUGAAGCUGUGCAAUGAUGACAAUGAUAAGAUGUGGAAAGUGAUAUUCGGUGUGUGGGUGGAGAUGCUCUGUUUCUCUGCUAGCAGGUGCAGAGGGUACCUGCACGCCAAGAGCCUGGGAAAGGGCGGAGAGUACCUCUCCUACAUCUGGUUGCUCAUGUGGCGCAUGGGGAUGGAAACCUUGGCAGACAAGAUGCAGAGGGUGCCGGAGAUGCCAAAGCAAGAAGACGACAGUGCUAGUGGUGGAGGCGCUGAGAUCAAUGACACUGCAUCCUGUUGACGCUUUUUACGGGCCAACACACGAUCGUACU